AUGUAUAUGUGUAACAUCAGACGUAAAAACAAGUCACCUCUUCAAUACCAUUUUAAAAGCCCCUUAGCAAAUUUAAAACCGUAUUUGCAGGUUGUGCCUGUCUUUACAGAUGCUCUAGUACCUCUUUGUAACCUGUGGAGAAAGACAGAACUGCCCAUGUUUUCCAAGGAUGGUGACAUUAUUAUUGGAGGUAUUUUUUCUUUACAUGACAGUCCAACAGAUCCCAGCCUCACAUAUACAACUAUGCCUGAGGUAUCAAAAUGUAAAGGGCUGAAUUUCAGGGAACUUCAAUUUGCUCAAACAAUGAUUUUUACAAUUGAUGAAAUAAAUAAGAGCACAGAUAUACUGCCAGAUGUCAUUUUGGGCUAUAAAAUUUAUGAUGCAUGCAGAGAUGUCCAUUUGUCAUUACGAUCAGCACUGGCAUUACUAAGUGGGGACGACAACAGUUUGCUCCAGAAUUAUUCAUGUGCCAAGACUUCAAUAGUGCCUGCCAUUAUAGGUCCUUCUACUUCGUCACCAUCAAUGGCAACUGCCACCACUCUGGGCCCUUUCAGCAUACCGGUGAUCAGCCACGGUGCCAGCUGCUCAUGUCUCAGCAACAAAAAGCUCUUUCCUUAUUUCUUCAGAACGGCCCCAAGUGAUUACCACCAGAGUGUUGCCAUGGCACAGCUUGCAAAGUAUUUUGGUUGGACAUGGGUAGGGGCAAUAAGAAAUGAUGAUGACUAUGGAAACUAUGGCAUGGCCACAUUUGUGGAAAUUGCACAGAAAGAGGGUAUUUGUGUUGAAUAUUCUGAGGCUAUCCACAGAACAUACCCAAGAGAAAAAAUUCUCAGAGUGGUUGACAUUAUCAAGCUCUCCUCGUCAAAAGUCAUCAUAGCAUUUUUGACAGUUAAUGUAUUUGAAAUACUGCUCAAGGAGAUAUUCUUACAAAAUGUCACAGGCUUUCAGUGGAUUGGCACAGAGUCUUGGAUCUCGACUAAAAAUCCUGCCAUGCUACAGUAUUACAAAAUAAUGAAUGGAGCAAUUGGAUUGUCAGUCAGCACUGCAGUCAUACCAGGUUUGAAGGAGUUCUUGAUCAGCGUCCAUCCUUCUCCACUUCCUGGAAACUCUGGCCUGAAUGAGUAUUGGGAAUAUCUGUUUAACUGUACUCUUUACUUAAAAAAUGUUGAAACAAGCAAUGCUGUUUGCACUGGGCAGGAACCAUUAAGUAAAAUAAAUAAUCAGUACACAGAUGUAUCAAACAUUGGAUACACCAAUAAUGUCUAUAAAGCUACAUACGCUGUGGCUUAUUCACUACACAACCUGCUAGGAUGCAACCAUAUCGAAAGCAUGAACAUAUGCAUUAAUAAAUCCAAUAAAGGACCACUGCAGCUGGCUCAUUAUAUGAAAAUUAUAAAUUUUACAACAAACAGUGGAGAAAACUUUUAUUUUGAUUACAAUGGCGACCCUGCAGCAAAAGGAAAGACAUAUGACAUAGUAAACUGGCAGCUAAAUAUAGAGGGUAACAUUGAAUUUGCGACAGUUGGUGCCUACUAUGCAUUUUCAUCGGAACAACAAUUUAAAGUUAAUUAUGAAAAUAUUGUUUUUGCUGGCACAGGAAAUAAGGUGCCCAGGUCAGUUUGCAGUGAAAGCUGCCAGCCUGGAACCAGGAAAGCCAUGCAGAAAGGAAGACCAGUCUGCUGCUAUGACUGUAUAAUAUGUGCCGAAGGGGAAAUUAGCAACAUAACAGAUUCUUCAGAUUGCAUAAAAUGUCCCAUUGAAUACAAGCCAAACAAACGAAAAGAUGAAUGUGUCUUAAAGGAGAUAGAAUAUUUAUCAUUUCAAGAAAUUAUGGGAAUCCUGCUGGUCACUCUAUCAGCUUUGGGAGCCUUGUUAACACUUUCAAUAUGUUUAGUUUUUUAUCAACACAGGGAGACACCUAUUGUUCGAGCAAAUAAUUCUGAACUGAGUUUUCUUCUUCUCUUUUCAUUAACUCUUUGUUUUCUUUGUUCCCUCACAUUCAUUGGCCAGCCCUCUGACUGGUCAUGUAUGUUACGCCACACUGCUUUUGGUAUUGCAUUUGUCAUGUGCAUCUCCUGUGUGCUUGGGAAGACUAUUGUAGUGCUUAUGGCAUUCAGGUCUACACUGCCUGGUAGUAAUGUCAUGAAAUGGUUUGGAGUCACUCAGCAGAGACUAAGUGUUUGUAGUUUUACACUUAUACAGGUGAUUAUAUGCUUUCUUUGGUUAUUGACUUCACCUCCAUUCCCCAGUAAAAAUAUGAAACAUUACACAGAGAUAAUAAUACUAGAAUGUGACCUCGGAUCUACAGCUGCAUUUUCUGCAGUUUUGGGCUACAUAGGAUUGCUUGCUUUAUUUUGCUUUGUUUUGGCAUUUCUGGCUCGUAAACUGCCAGACAACUUUAAUGAAGCAAAAUUUAUCACAUUCAGCAUCCUGAUAUUUUGUGCCGUCUGGAUCACUUUUAUUCCAGCCUAUAUCAGUUCACCAGGAAAGUACACUGUAGCUGUCGAAAUAUUUGCUAUUUUAGCUUCCAGUUUUGGUUUGCUUUUCUGUAUUUUCUUCCCCAAGUGCUAUAUUAUCUUACUAAAACCAGAAAAGAAUACAAAAAAGAGCAUUAUGGCAAAAUGA
Molecule: messenger RNA, 2625 nt
Organism: Polypterus senegalus (gray bichir)
Lineage: Eukaryota; Metazoa; Chordata; Cladistia; Polypteriformes; Polypteridae
Product: extracellular calcium-sensing receptor-like
Exons: 7
Coding region: 1-2625 (874 amino acids)
Biological process (GO): G protein-coupled receptor signaling pathway
Cellular component (GO): membrane
Molecular function (GO): G protein-coupled receptor activity
Source: RefSeq, a predicted model, not a curated record